AUGUUGUUGAAACUCGGCGCUAGGACAUGGUUUUUUUCCACUUGUACCUCAUCGUCUGCAUCGUCAAGAAGGCUGACCAAACGGCCGAUCAUUCCAGAUAGGGCUAAUCGGAAAGGCGAGGCGAAAGCAUUUAUUGAUCAGAGAAGAGUAAGUUGUAAAGCUGGUAAUGGUGGUAAUGGCAUGGUUUCAUUUCGGCGUGAAGCAGGCGUUAUGUUCGGCGGUCCGGAUGGAGGUGAUGGAGGAAAUGGUGGUCACGUUAUUUUCGAAGUAGACGCACUUGUUAAAGAUCUUUCUCGCUUACCAACCAUCAUAAAAGCGAUGAAUGGUGAAGGUGGCCAUUCGAAAAGUUGUCAUGGGAAAAGUGCUCCACAUAAAGUAAUUAAAGUGCCUGUAGGAACAGUGUUGAAGGAACCGCACACUGACAGGGUAAUAAUUGAUUUGAACAAACAGGGAGCGGUCUUCCUCGCUGCUAGGGGAGGCGCUGGUGGUCAUGGUAAUCAGUUUUAUAAAACAAACGAAGUACGAGUCCCAUUAAAAGCUGAAUUAGGUGGAUUAGGUGAAGAGCUAACAUAUGACGUAGAAAUGCGUAGAAUUGCUACUGCUGGAUUAAUAGGAUAUCCUAACGCUGGAAAAUCUUCACUUUUGCGUGCGAUCUCUAGAGCUAAACCCAAGGUGGCUUGUUAUCCAUUUACUACUUUGACAGCCUACAUCGGUGUUGUGCAUUAUGACGAUUUCACACAAAUUGCUGUAGCGGAUAUUCCUGGUCUUGUGGAAGGGUCACAUGCAGACAUCGGACUUGGACAUAGCUUUCUAAGGCAUAUUACACGAUGCCAUUGUUUGUUUUAUGUUUUGGAUUUAACACUGUCACAAUUUCGGGAGCAAUUUGAUUCAUUAAAAUUUGAAAUAGACCAGUACCAGCAGGAUUUGAGUAAUCGACCUAGUACUAUUGUCAUAAAUAAAGUGGAUUUGGCGUCAAUGGAUUUUGAUAAGGAUGCCGUUCGGCAACAGUUCCCUAGCUAUUCGGUAUUCUUUAUUUCGGCCAAAUUCGGUAGUGGUAUUGAAGAGCUUCUAGUGCAUUUACGCGAGCAAUAUGACCAUGCAAACAAUAUAAUAGAACAGACUCAAGAGCUAUAA
Molecule: messenger RNA, 1134 nt
Organism: Cercopithifilaria johnstoni
Lineage: Eukaryota; Metazoa; Nematoda; Chromadorea; Rhabditida; Onchocercidae
Source: the annotation of a GenBank genome assembly